This is a messenger RNA of Pseudophryne corroboree (corroboree frog), 1472 nucleotides long. RefSeq names its product homeobox protein Hox-D8-like. The record is from RefSeq and is a predicted model, not a curated record. Gene Ontology annotation, biological process: regulation of transcription by RNA polymerase II. Gene Ontology annotation, molecular function: DNA-binding transcription factor activity, RNA polymerase II-specific; RNA polymerase II transcription regulatory region sequence-specific DNA binding. Gene Ontology annotation, cellular component: nucleus. The coding region runs from base 284 to 994 and encodes 236 amino acids. NCBI's taxonomy places the organism in Eukaryota, Metazoa, Chordata, Amphibia, Anura, Myobatrachidae. The transcript is spliced from 2 exons.
UUUGGUGCCUCAGGAAUGGUAAAUGCAAACUAGAGCCAAAGAUCCACUGAACUAUAUGUAGUUUUUUUUUUUUUUUUUCUCUCUGUGCUGUGUGACUUCUAGGAAAUGGCCAAAGCAGUGAGGCAAAUCAUUUGUGCGACUCAUUAUUCCAUAGUGAUCAACAUAGUGCAGUGGGAUUCUUACUAUGAGUAGUACUAUUGCGGGGCUGUAGGAAAAGGGCAGUCACUUUUGCGUUCAUCUGGUUUUUUUGUUCCCCCCUUUGCUGCCUCCUGAUCUAACCCAGAUGAGUUCCUAUUUUGUAAACCCGCUGUACUCCAAAUACAAAGCAGGAGAUGCCAUAAAUCCGGGUUACUACGACUGUCAUUUUGCCCAAGAUGUUAGCAGCAGACACCCUCUGGUUUUUAGUGCCAGCCCAGGUCUCCAGCACCCCAAUCAAGAUCUCUACCACCCGGGGAACCCAGCAGCCAUCCCGAACCCCGCAGGCUAUCAGCAAGCUCCUUGUGGGAUUACGUGUCAUGGUGACCCCACUAAAUUUUACGGAUACGAUAAUUUACAGAGACAGCAGAUUUUUACGACACAUCAAGAGGCCGAGCUGGUCCAAUAUCCUGACUGUAAAUCGUCCAGUGGUAAUAUUGGAGAGGAUCCAGAGCACUUAAAUCAGAACUCUUCUGCUUCUCAAAUGUUCCCCUGGAUGAGACCACAAGUAGCUCCUGGUAGGAGAAGAGGAAGACAGACGUACAGCCGGUUCCAAACACUAGAGCUGGAGAAGGAAUUUCUCUUUAACCCCUAUUUAACCAGGAAAAGAAGAAUUGAGGUCUCUCAUGCAUUAGGACUCACGGAAAGACAGGUCAAAAUUUGGUUUCAGAACAGAAGAAUGAAAUGGAAAAAGGAGAAUAAUAAAGAAAAAUUCCCAGUCUCCCCUCAAGAGGGAAAAGAAGAUGCUAAAACAACAGAAAGUGUUGUGGAAGAGGACAGAGGAGGAGACACCAACUAGCUUUCCUAUAAGACUUCUCAUAUGCUACUACCAUUAAGGGGUAUGGGAAGUUUAGUUUUGUGUAAACCACGUAUAUAGUAACUUGCACAAAUCACCAGGGAUUAAAACUACCUAAAAUAUGAAGCAGCAAUACACAAAUUGUGGGGUUUCCAGUUGUGGAACUACAACUCUCAGCAUGGCCUAAAGUAUGCUCAGCUUGCUUGGACUUGUAGUUCCACAAAAGCUAAUGAGUUGCAUGUAGCCUUCCUGAUUACCUUUGCUGUAAGGCAUAGAUGGUAUUAAUUUUGAUUUCCUUUAUAUACGAAUAGCUAUAAAAAAAAAUAUGCAAAGUCUAGCACAAUGUUGGAAAUGUGUCACUCCAUUUUCCCAAUAGAAAUACAGACUCGGAUGAUAUAAGGGAUAUUUUAAUUAUAAAAAAUAUUUACAAUAAAUUAUAUAUAUUUAUAGAAAAUGGACAUGAUUUAUAAAUCAAAGUGAC